AUGUUUGAACUAGGUCUACUGACGGGCGAUUUACAGUCUCCGGCCUCCAUGGGCCCGUCCUCGGUACCAUCGACCGAACGCAAAUCACAUACACCAUCAAAGACCCAUUCAAGAUCAAGACCGCUGCGCAGGCGAGGCUCGUCGCCCCCUCCCUCUUCCCCGCCUGGUCUUCCAACGCCCGCAUUCUCCCCCGAUGGACACACAGACGGACCAACAGACGAUGACGACAUUGUCGAAGAUACACUAUCACCGUUUGAUCCGCGCAGGAUCACACCUACGCUCCAUGCAUCGCUUGUAUCGGAGAUCCUCUCGCUCCGCCGCGAGAUAGAAAACAAGACGAAGGCUAUCGAUGGAUUGGAGGAGAGUUUGGACGAGUCAAGAACGGAGAAUGAAACGCUAUCCGCGACUCUCUCGCAAGUAACCCGGGAAGGACGCUCGUUAAAACAUCAAAUCCAGCUAUUGGAGGGCGGGACAUCAUCUGCGAUGAAUGAGCUAGCUCGGGAGCGCGAUGAAGCUGUCGAGAAUAUCGGCGAUGUUCGUAAAAAGCUCGAGCAGGCGCAGAAGAAGUCGCGCAGUCGGGAAGAGGAACUCGAGCGCACUCAGGUGCUGUGGAAUCAGGAUCAAGACUCCUGGGCGGGUGAACGGCGUGCUUUGGAGCGCAAAGUCCAUGUAGUAGAAGGCCGUUUGAAGACUGUCUUGAAUGAGGUCGCAGCAGCCCAGGAAGUCGCAACUCUUCACUCGCAAUCCCAGCAGAGCGAGAACGGAGAAGCGGACAAAGCCAAGGAGAGCGAUUCCGCAAGCAUCGCGUCUAGUAGCUUCGGCCGCCGGCGCACGAGUGUGACCACCGUCAGCUCGGAUGAUGGUGAAUUGACGUCCAACUUCCAUAACGUUCGAUACUCUGUGAUGAGUGUGGCUCCUGGGGCGAUCAACAGUUCUGGUGUGAACUUGGCAGACGAACUCGACUUCGAUGAAGAUGAUGAGUUUGUUCCGUCCGAUGACGAGACACCCGCAUCUCCAGAGGCCCUCCCCGAGGAGCGUCCAAUGUCCGUUCACUCGCAGGCAUCGCACAGUGUGUCCUUCAAGGCUAGGAAGCUCCUCGGUCUGUCCAUGCAGAGCGCAGACUCCCCCGUCGCUGCAGAGUUCCGCACACGGGACACUCACCAUGAUGGUAUGGCACAUCCGGCUGAUAUAACAACGAAAUAUUGUGAUAUUGGUAUCCAGUACUCGCCUCCUCCGUCCCCCACAAUCGAGCCCGCUCCCUCGGAUGACGUUGGCCCCGUGGCAGAGCCGAUGCAUUUGAGCGAGACACCGAACGCACCCGAGACCAAGGAUACCUCGACACUAACCAUCGAAACCGAAAUGGUUUCAUCAUCUUGCCAGACCGUAGGUGAACUCCCGAGUCCACCGUGGACGCCAAAGGUUGUAGAUUCGCCACCUCUUCAAGCCCAACCUACACCCCAGCCGGUACAGAUGACAUCGGCCUCCACGCAAACAGAAGACGCGCCUGAGCCUGAAGUGGUCCACAACGAGAAGCGAACGAGCUUAUCACCAAACGAUGUCCCAGCACAGAUGGACAUUCCAGUAAUCACUAUCCACGCACCCGGUUCAGAGCCCUCCUCGCCCCGCAACAGCGUCGUUCUUCCACCACGAACCAAGACCAUUGGGUGUCAGGCCAACUUCCGAGCGAUUGUGGAUUGUCAGUCCGUCGGCAUUCAAACGGAGGAGAUUCGUAUCGAUCAACGACCCGUCAAACUUCCCGCCAGUCUUCUCCCUUCUGCUAUCCAAGACACCGUUCCUCGCCCCGAGUCUCAAGAUACCAGCCUCGAAUCCUACGGCGCCCCUCCUGUUCCGCCACGAUCCGAAAAGCGAAACCAAAGACGCGGGGCAGCAGACCAUACCGUCAAGCCUUCCAAAGCAUCAGGCCCAGACCAUGUGCAGGCCUACCCGGGUAACAAUGACAAUGGCCCGCUAUCCGACGGAGCAUUGUCCAAUAUCCGACGACCUCUACGGUCCAGCAGUCUCUUCGCCGGCUUUGAACAUAAUAGCGACGAUGAGGGACCCCACGGAGAACGUGACGUAUUCACCGACGACGAGCUUCUCAACCGACCCUUUGCUGCAUAUACCGUCAGCCGGGGCAAGCUCGUCAAUGCCAAAUCGAGGCCCAGCCUAGACAGCAUGACUCUUCCCGAAAUUGACGAGCAGCUUUCCAGCCCUGACUCUAUGCCACCUGUCAUCGGCCGCUCCCGUCCAUCCCAGCGAUCCAGCACGGCCUCAUCCAGCAUUCGUCAACCUGGAAUCCGCAAAAUGGCAAUGAUCUCCAAUGGAGCAGCCGUGCACCAGAGGUCCCGCGCUCGGAGCCCCAGCGAGCCCAGCAUAGAUAGCGGCAGCGCAGGCUCUAGUAUCGCGCCGCCAUUCCCCGUUCCUAUGCGGUUGAGCUCUCGCAAAAUCCCGCUAAACGGCAGCGACGGUCCACCGAGCCCGACGCGCUCGGCCGGAAGACAGUUCUCGGAUCGUGGUGGCCAAUCACUAGUAAGACGACCGACUCUCCGUCGUGUCCGAUCCGCCGCGGCUAUGUCUCAAUCUGAACUCACUGAACGGCCUGAAACGCAAUCAUCUCCCUCUCGGUCGAUCUCAACUUUCUCUCCAGAGUCGCCUGUAUACCGACCAUACCGACCCCCACCGAUGCCAUUUGACGAUAUCACAGCACCGCGCGAGCGGCGUGCAGCCCCUAGACGUGCCUCCCACCGCGCAACCCCAUCUUAUAGAAGCCAGGACCAACGUGAAAGACAGGAUUCCGUUGGCGGCGUGCAGCCAACCAGUGUUGUUGACGCUAUUGCGCAGACGAUGGUCGGUGAAUGGAUGUUCAAGUACGUGCGUCGACGCAAGUCCUUUGGCAUGGGCGAGUCCAAGGAUAAUUGGGAGGGCAAGAACCCGGAGGAUGUCUCCGCCAAUAUCACCAACAGCGGCGUGCGGCACAAACGAUGGGUCUGGCUUGCUCCGUACGAAGGCUCCAUCAUGUGGAGCAGCAAACAACCCACCAGUGGGCCUGCCCUGCUAGGAAAGAGUGGUCGAAAGUUCACCAUCCAAUCCGUGCUCGACGUCAAAGACGACAAUCCUCUACCAAAGGGCAACACCUCCACCCCAUUCAACCGCUCAAUCCUCGUCCUCACCCCUCAACGCGCCCUCAAAUUCACAGCCCUAACCAUCGAACGCCACUACGUCUGGUUAACAGCCCUCUCCUUCCUAAGCCACUCCUCAAUGGGCCUCCACGACCUAGCAUCUCUCCCUCAACCCCCAACCGAAGAACCCGCCCCCUCAGCAACAAUCCUCCGCCGCAACCCAAUCCGCGACUCAAUCCGCGUCGCCAAAGGCCGACCCCGCCCAAUGCCCGGAAAACGCUUCGCAAGCGCCGGCCCUGCAGUCCCAGUCCCAGUCCCCGAACUCCCAAAAGAAAGCCUCGACCUCGCCGCCGACGCCCCCCCACCCCUCCAGGCCCUCCGCAGCUUCUCCAGCCAAGGCACCAUGCCUUCUUCCCACGGCACCGUCUCCCCAGAACUACACUUCCCACCCAUGGCUCCCAUCCCAGGCCUUAGUCGCCAGAGCAGCGUUAGUCGUCGCACCUCCGAGGCCUCGGGUAGAUCUCCCAGCGUCGCUAGUAACAUGUUCGACAUGGGUACUAUGCGCAUGGAGGCUUUCAUCGAUCAUCACGCUGAGCAGAUGAAUCGGCCUCGUCCGCCUCCGCGCCAAAGGCACAUUCGCAAGACUUCGAGCCAGUGGAGCGAGAGACGGUAUGAGUUUGAUACGCCGUCUGUUGUCGAUAGUGAGAUUUCGUUUCGGCCCGAUGCAUCGGAUCCGUUCCGUGAGUUCUGA
Molecule: messenger RNA, 3870 nt
Organism: Penicillium brevicompactum
Lineage: Eukaryota; Fungi; Ascomycota; Eurotiomycetes; Eurotiales; Aspergillaceae
Product: putative nuclear migration protein
Exons: 4
Coding region: 1-3870 (1289 amino acids)
Biological process (GO): maintenance of protein location in cell cortex; microtubule cytoskeleton organization; dynein-driven meiotic oscillatory nuclear movement
Cellular component (GO): cell cortex; mitochondrion
Molecular function (GO): tubulin binding; phospholipid binding
Source: RefSeq, a predicted model, not a curated record